Seminavis robusta is the source of this 1171-nucleotide messenger RNA. The record is from the annotation of a GenBank genome assembly. Lineage: Eukaryota; Bacillariophyta; Bacillariophyceae; Naviculales; Naviculaceae.
GUUUCAACGGCCACUACGGUACCGAUGCUGAUACGAGUACUCGUGGCAGCGUGCUGAAUAGGCAAGCGUGUUCCCACCAUGCUUCACUGGAUAGCUCGGGCCGACUUUGCCCACUUCUCGCCAUCAGCGCUGCUAGCUAGCUAAUCGAGUGAACAUGAGCUCAUCCGACGUUGUCAACAAGGAGAGCGGAAAGAGAAAGACCAAUGAGGUCAAUCAGCCCCCAGCAAAAGUUGGUGCCAAUGAUGAUGUCGUUGUUGUUGUAGGAGGCCAGGAAUUUCAAGAAUGCAGCCAUCAUCUCCGAUAUUGCAGUAGCUACUUCAAUGGUGCAUUCCGCAGCGGCAUGAAGGAGACUCAGACCAUGAGGUUUGAAUUCCCAGAUGGAGAUCCUGAGAGUUGGAAACUGACCAUGUCAUUGCUUUCUCCAUUAUCUAAGCAGACCAUUACCAGCAGCAACAUUGAGAAGGUCCUCCCCUGGUUUGACGAGCUGUGCGUCUCCGUUGGGUUGAAAAGAUGCGAAGACUUUGUUCUUGGGCAGAUUACACCAGCAGACAAGCUUCACGACGAGUAUGGGCUCGGGGACAUGAACAAGGCAUUUCAUAGCGCCAUGAAAUGGCUUCCGCUCGCCCUCCAAUACAAUCUUCAAAACGUCAAGAGGCGAUGCUUUGAAGUACUGAGAAAAUCCUGGGAAGCCAAGCAUAGAUGGUACUUGAUUGAUGGGCCGACCUUUGACACUUUGAAAGAGCUUCUUGAGUCACAUGAUGAGCACAAGCAAGAUCUUUGGGACCUGUUGGCGGUUGUCUUGCCUAACACCAUUGCGGACAAAAAAGAACAGGAUUUCUUGCUCUCCAGUGGCAUCCUUCGAAUGUUGUUUGUGUCCGAACUCCAGAGACAGAAAACGCUUCUUAUCCUCAAUAAUUGCGCAGGGUCUCGUCCUAUGUGGAAAGUCGCAUCACAACUGAAGAACCACGGUGUCACCGGCCUUGAAAAUUGGUAGAUAUCGCUACAUUUCAUGUGGACACCGCAAGUACUUGCUUCAAUGGGCUAUAUAUCGGGGGGUUGUUGUGGCACAGCCAAUGGCAAGCUUCUGUCCAAGAGUGGUACGAUUCAACAAGAAAGGAAGUAUAGGACCUUCUGUAACUUUCUGGUUAGAACUUAAAUUAUCUUUAUGUGA